AUGGCACCUGGAUUAGGUCUCGCGCACACUGAUCCCACAAGUUAUCACCCGAGCAAGCAGCAGACCAACGGCACUGCCAACGGCCAUGCGACCAAGGCAGACCUGCCGAAGGUGGCCAUCUUGGACAACACAUCUUCAGUCGAUGAGGUCGUAGAGGCGCUCAAGAUAGCUGGAGGCUGUGUGAUCAAGAACGCAGUUCCUCAUGAGGACCUCGACACCAUUCAAAAUGAUCUGCGACCAUUGCUCGAAGCUGAUACGCCCUGGGAAGGCGACUUUUUCCCGGAACAAACAAGACGCUGCUAUGCGUUGAUACCCAAUUCCAGGACAUGCGCCGAGAAGGUUGUAAUGCAUCCACUCUAUCAAGCCGUGUGCGACAAAUUUUUGACGACAAAGAAUUGGUUCUGGAGCGGACACAAAAAGACUUAUGCGACUUCCAAACCUCAAAUUAUGAAUAGCGUCUGCUUCUCUAUCCGGCCAGGUGCAACAGCACAACCUCUCCAUCGCGAUGACUGGUGUUAUCAUGUGGUUGCUCGGAGAGCUGACAAAUAUCCUGACGACCUUCAACGUGAUACUGGCAUCGGAUUUUUCGUCGCCGCAAAGAAGUCCACCAUUCAGAAUGGCGCAACGCGCUUCAUCCCUGGAUCUCAUCUGUGGGAGCACGAGCGCGAACCAGAUGACGAUCUCGCGGUUCCUGCAGAGCUGGAAAAGGGUGACGCGUUCAUGAUGUUCGCAUCGUGUUAUCAUGGCGGCGGAAGCAAUACCACUGAGGAUGAGGAGCGGCUCCUGUAUAGUUGCUUCAUGACAAGGUAG
Molecule: messenger RNA, 810 nt
Organism: Pseudocercospora fijiensis CIRAD86
Lineage: Eukaryota; Fungi; Ascomycota; Dothideomycetes; Mycosphaerellales; Mycosphaerellaceae
Exons: 4
Coding region: 1-810 (269 amino acids)
Source: RefSeq, a predicted model, not a curated record